ACUCACACACACUCGGCCAGGCGCACGAUGCGGACUACGCGGAGGCGACGCAAGGGAAUAAAAAACUGGUUGUUGGUGUGCGCUGCUGCGUGAUGUAGGCAGCCCGCGCCCGGGACUACUCUGCUCUGCUCUACUGCUCGACUCUGCUCGACUCUAUAUAUCUGACUGCCAUCCACCCCCCCUCCUCCGAUCCUCCUCCGGUUUGCGAGGUUUGCGAAUUCCUCGUCUGCUUUCCUUUGUCCCUUUGUUCCCUUCAUCUUCCUCCUUCCUCCUGCAUGCUUCGACUUGCACGCGAGGGCCCAUAACCCCCAAUCAGGAUGUUGCCACUGCUGCGAAAAACACCGACCAUAUGUACCCUGCCCUCGAUGGCGACCGUGAUCCUGGCCGUCGUCCUUACAGUCGCUGUCUUGUUUCCCGCCGUUGCUAGCGCCGCCGUCGAUUGCGGAAUCCAGCCACUCGUCCUUCUCGGGAAUACCACCACAACCGACACGACCACGACCGAUCAUGCCGGCCGUGUGAAUGUUCAACUGGGCGAGGACAGCGGGUCCGGCCUAUGGAUGUCGGUCUCGAUAGUCGAUGAUGCCACCUUUGUCAAUGUGAGGAAUGGGAAUGGGAACGGCACCGACACGAAUUCGCUGCGGUUUUCGGGACUCGAUGUCAAGAUUGAGGAAUACAAUCUCACCUACGUCGAGAAGAAGACCGACAGCGAUCCGUCGUCCAAUAUCAUCGGGCUGGGACCGGACUCGACGUUGAUUCGAGAGCUAUACGAGGCCAAGAUAAUCCCCAGCCGCAGCUACGGUCUCAGCUACGAUGCUAGCACGCUGUCGAUCGACUCGCUUGUCUUGGGCGGCCAAGACAGAUCCCGGUAUAGCGGGAGUCUCUACGAAUCAGAACUGGCCGAACCAAACGGCGAAGCAUUAAACGUUGAGGUCGAGCGUAUCACGCUCACCAAGGAAGACGGCGAGCAGGUGGUGCUCGCCGCUCCCGCCGCAAACUUCACGGCGACCCUGGAUAAUACCAUCGACCAACUGGUACUUCCCUCGCCCAUCGCAGCCGCCUUCCAGCGCGCCGUUGGCGCUGUCGUGGCCGACUCAAGCCACCUGAACAGCUCCGAAAUCAAAGUACCUUCGUCCACUCAGUAUGGCCGGAUUUUACGAUACUCAAAGUCAUUCGGAGGAAGCCUCACCAUAACCCUACGCAAUGGCUACAACGCCACGAUUCCAUCGGAGGUGCUGAGUCGGAGUCUCAACACGACCACUGAGCAAACGGUUCGGAUAUCCGCUGUCCUCGAGGCAAAGUCUGGCCAGACCAGUGGGGUCUUUGGCGCAGCGUUUCUGUCACAGGCAUACCUCUCGGUCGACUACGAAAGCAUGAAAUUCUACCUCGCGAAUCGAGCGAACGGCGGAAAUAUGGAACUAUCAACGUUUGGCUGCAGCGUGUCUACGUCCAGCACACCGAUAGUGAUAGUCAGCGCAACACCAAGCACUACCGACCGCAGCAGCAGCAACAACGGCAGCAGCACCAACACCCACAUCCUCGGUCCCGUCCUGGGCAGUCUCAUCGGCGCCAUAGUAAUCCUGAUCGCGAUCCUCUUCCUCAUCAAACGCUACAAGCUCCGCAAGAAGACCGAAAAACAAAACAGUCUUGCGGCGGCGGCGGUACCGACAACAUCGUCGCCAACGUCGCGCGGGCUGGGAGGGUCGGAUGAUAAGCAACUGGGAGAAUAUAAUCAGGGCAUAUCCUCUUCCGGCGGCGGUGUUGGCGCUCGGCGAGGGCACAAUGGCGGGCUGGGGCUGGAGGGCAUACGGUUACCCACCACGCCGUCGAGAGUGAGUCUUGCGCCGUCGACGAUGGCCGGAACGCCCGCGAGGAAUAGUUACUUCACGGAGGAUUUUCAUGAUAUCGUCAGGACUCCGCCGCCAAGAUCAUAGUCACUAUGCAUUCUCAUCUUAAAAUUUUUUUUUUUCUUAUGAGCUUUUAUCUACCCCUGUUGUAGUAUACCUAUUUCUUUUCUUUUCUUUUCUUUU
Messenger RNA from Tricharina praecox, 2027 nucleotides. Its product is annotated as aspartic peptidase domain-containing protein. The coding region runs from base 318 to 1931 and encodes 537 amino acids. Lineage: Eukaryota; Fungi; Ascomycota; Pezizomycetes; Pezizales; Pyronemataceae. The transcript is spliced from 3 exons. The record is from RefSeq and is a predicted model, not a curated record.